GGCCAUUUUAGAUGAUAGUUUGUGCCGUUGUCCGAUCAGUGAUUCCUGAUGUCAAAACAGUAAGAUUUGUUCAGUGUUUAAAACAACAGGUACAUUCUCAAGUGCGGUUGAUUUUAUCUAAAUAUUUCGAAACUUUCUAAACGUAAUUAUGAGUAGUUUAUUAUUUGCGUGUUCGAGGUGUUUCUCGCGACAUCCAUUCGAGGAGUUAUCGUCCGGCCAACAGUUGUGCAAAGAAUGCCGUGGAGCUUAUCCUGUGGUGAAAUGCACGUAUUGUCGCUCGGAAUUCCAACAAACGUCGAAGGGCAGUACAAGUACGAUAUGUAAAAAAUGUGAACAAAACGUGAAGGCUUACGGUAAGCCUACAGCAUGCGAAUAUUGCAAUAUUAUUGCCGCUUUCAUCGGCAAUAAGUGCCAGAGAUGCACGAACUCUGAAAUCAAGUAUGGCCCUCCAGUCAACUGUGAACAAUGCAAACAGAAAUGCGCGUUUGAUAGACACGACGAUGAUAAGAAGGUUGAUGGCAAAUUGUUGUGUUGGCUUUGUACAUUAUCUUAUAAACGAGCAUUGGCGAAAACAAAACAAGGUGACGCGGAUAGAAGACACAUUAAAUCGCAAAUGAGGCAUUCUAGUAAACCAAAUAAGGAUAGCAAAUCCCGUUCCCACAAUAAGAGGCCACAAAGACCUGAUCCAACGAAAGCCCCACCACUAGAUAAUGAUCAACCGCCAGCGAAAGUAGCGAGGAAUAAUACGGGUCCUGGUUUGAUCAGGGCAGAACUUGAUCCUAAUAGUUCUGAUCACAUGGUCGCCAUGACACAGCUGAAAGAGCAAAUAGCGAGUAUGCAAAAACAGCUAAGUAUGAAAGAUGCGCAAUUACUAGGUAAAGAUAAGAUGAUCACCGAAUUGAAGGCUAAACACUUUACCACGGAGAACGAGUUGAGGAACAAGAUGAAAACUGCCCAGAAGGAAUUUGACAGUAAAGUUGAGAUGUUCAAUGGUCGUAUUCAGGGCCUCUUGAAAGAAGUCGCUGGUUUGAGCAAGAGUAACCGUCGGGACAGACUAUCUGCAGCCAAGGAGAGUUCGAACAACAGCGGAAGCGGAACGGACAGUCCCAAUACACAAUAGUUCUAUACAGAAUACUUAUAGGUAUAUAUCAUAAUAUUUUUAUUGUAUUUUCUUCCUUUUCCACUUUUUUUUUUAAGUGUGAAUGAUUGCGUGCGAGUUGCGUCUUAGUUUAUAAGGACGCUUUCAAUAUUUACGUUUUUUCGUGUAUUUCUUUGUGGAUUCAAGGGAUGAAACAAGUUUUAAAUUAUGAAUAUGCUCAUUCAUUUAUAUUUAAGCACUACAUAUUAAUUUAGUAACAUAAGCAUGAAGUGAUAACAAAAUAAUAGAUGGUGGUAAUCCAUUGACAGUUAAUCCUCACACUUCAUAAUAUUUAUUUGAAAAAUUUAGGACGUCUUGUUAAAAUAAAUAUUAUUUUCGAAACCAUACUAAUCACAUUGAUCUAAGUUUUAACCUGUUAAUGUUUCGUGUAUGUCUUGUUUUUUGCUAUUAAGAAGAAGAGAAAAAA
This is a messenger RNA of Nicrophorus vespilloides, 1565 nucleotides long. Its product is annotated as protein FAM76A. The record is from RefSeq and is a predicted model, not a curated record. Lineage: Eukaryota; Metazoa; Arthropoda; Insecta; Coleoptera; Silphidae. The transcript is spliced from 5 exons. Bases 149 to 1120 code for a protein of 323 amino acids.